CUGUGCUUUUUGAAUGGCCCCGUAGUCUUCUGGGAUCUGUCUGCAGUCUCUGGUCAUCUCCUGUACUAUGUCUGUAGUCUCUGGUACUCUCCUGUACUAUGUCUACAGUCUCUGGUCAUCUCCUGUAGUACAUCCGCAGACUCUGGUCAUUUCCUGUACUAUGUCCGCAGUUUCUGGUCAUCUCCUGUACUAUGUCCACAGUCUCUUGUCAUCUCCUGUACUAUGUUCGCAGUCUCUGGUCAUCUCCUGUACUCUGUCCACAGUCUCUUGUCAUCUCCUGUACUAUGUUCGCAGACUCUGGUCAUUUUCUGUAGUAUGUCCACAGUCUCUGGUCAUCUCCUGUACUAUGUCUGCAGUUUCUGGUCAUCUCCUGUACUAUGUCCACAGUCUCUGGUCAUCUCCUGUACUAUGUCUGCAGUUUCUGGUCAUUUCCUGUACCAUGUCUGCAGUCUCUGGUCAUCUCCUGUAGUACAUUAGCAGUCUCUGGUCGUUUCCUGUACUAUGUCUGCAGUCUCUGGUCAUCUUCUGUACUAUGUCUGCAGUCUCUGGUCAUCUCCUGUAGAACAUCAGCAGUUUCUGUCUGGUCAUCUCCUGUAGUACAUCCGCAGUCUCUGGUUAUUUCCUGUACUAUGUCUGCAGUC
Messenger RNA from Staurois parvus, 641 nucleotides. The record is from the annotation of a GenBank genome assembly. NCBI's taxonomy places the organism in Eukaryota, Metazoa, Chordata, Amphibia, Anura, Ranidae.